Molecule: messenger RNA, 2389 nt
Organism: Anopheles cruzii
Lineage: Eukaryota; Metazoa; Arthropoda; Insecta; Diptera; Culicidae
Gene: stai
Product: stathmin
Exons: 6
Coding region: 196-972 (258 amino acids)
Biological process (GO): neuron projection development; regulation of microtubule polymerization or depolymerization; microtubule depolymerization
Cellular component (GO): neuron projection; cytoplasm
Molecular function (GO): tubulin binding
Source: RefSeq, a predicted model, not a curated record
GUUCUCGUUCGUUGUCUAUCUCACGAAAAUCGUUCUGUGAACCCCAUAUUUUAAGCAUAACACGCGAUAGUUGUUCACCAAUUGUUCGAGAUUUUAAAAAAGGUUUUGAAAAGAUCGCCCUGUGUUUGUGGAAUACGACACCAGCAGAAGAAGAGGAGCCGUAACUUCGACGAAGCAACCGUUCGAGUCUUAAUAAUGUCCGAGCAAACAGCCCAGCUUUCUGCUGCCGAAGCGACCGAAAUCCGGUGCCAGGAAAAGUCCAAAGGUGGACUGUGCUAUGAAGUAAUCCUGGCCGAGCCGGCCGUCAACGUGACGCUGCCGAAGUUGCCGCCGGUGCCGGGCAAGAACGUGUCGGCCGAGGAGAUCGAGGAGAAGCUGAAGGCGGCCGAGGAACGCCGGCUGUCGCUCGAGGCGAAGAAGAUGGCCGACUGGACGGCCAAGAUGGCCAAAAUCGAGGAGGCGUCGCGCAAGAAGGACGAACUGGACAAAGAGUUCAAGACGCACGCCAAGGAGGUGCUGCACACCAAGAUGGAGCAGUACGAGGAGAAGCGGGAACAGCAGCUGUCGGAGAUCAAGGAAAAGCUAAAGAUGCACGCCGCCGAUAUCGAGAAAACGCGACAGAGUCUGGAGCAGCAGAAGAUCGAUGAACUGCAGAAGCAUCUGGAUGAGAAGCUGCGAAACGCGUCCACGCUGCGCGACGAUAACAUCAAGAAGAUUUUGGGCCGACUAAAGGAGCACAAUACCGAUAAGCUGAACGUGGUUCGCGCCACCGUCGACCAGAUCGAGGCCGAAAAGACCACCCAUAAGACGCGCAUCCUCGAAAACAAGCUGUCCACCGCCGAGCAGAAUCGCGAAAAGGAGCUGCAGAAGAAAUUGGAAAAUAUCCGGAAGCACGAACGGCGCGCUGAGCUGGUCCGUCAAAAUAAGGCCGCAUUGUCGCAGCAGGGCGAUGUUACUGCAUCAUCCGGUUAGGCGGUCGGCAGUUGGAAAUAGGAGGUCGAUGGUCAGUGGAUGGAAUAGGAAAAAUGAACAGACACACACUGAUGCUGGGAGAGCGACACACGACGACACAUCAUGACGCGUUUUUGCAUCCAACCAACAACAAACGUGUGCUGCUGCUGCUGCUGCUAAACAAACAUACUGGAAAACUGGCCCCACGCACACAAACACACACCAGCGGAAUGGAAAAAACCCGUGUAUCCCCACUCGUUGGUUUUGUAUUUCCUCUCCGAGUGAAUUCCGUUUUAAUCCGUUUCGACUUUUUGCGAACGAGCGUCGCUCUGCUGCUGUGCGCCUCUCAUAGAGAACCAAAACGAAACAAUGAUCUUAAACACACACACAGAGAGCAUGAAAUACUCUUUUGAGCACAAAAGCCCCUCGCGAUAUUUUAACGCCGCCAACACGUUGUCCUGUUAAUCAAAAUAAGCAUCUCGGGCGCAGCGUCAAAAAAUUCAAGAACCAAUCGAUAACCAAGUAAACAACCAAACCUAAAUACAAUUAGCCCAGUAAUCGUGUAGAGUGCUGCACGCGGCGGAGAAGGAAAACCCAUCCCGAUCCCGGAGGCGAUCUCGAAGCCGAGAGAACAGAAAGAGAGGGUAGAUAGUUAGAUAUAACGGACAUCCAAAAAGAGCAUCUCCUUCUUCGGCCGAUGAAGACGACACGUAGAUACCGUUUCGGUUCCGAUUAGGGAACUGCAACGACACAUACACAUGAUAACGAUAAAGGCUUUUGGGGGGCAUGGGAGGACCCCCUCUGGAACUAAAGCAACAUGAUGAUUGGGGCGAAGCGCUUGGGGCGAGUGAAGCACAAACUGAUAAUCGCUCCUUGAGCUCAACGCUGCCGCCGCCGACGCUGCUGCUGCUGUCGCCGCCGCCGCGCGUACACACUCCAGUUUAUGUCCUUUUUGAAAGGCUCAAAUAAUAAAUGUUUAAGAAGUCAUGACGACGAGAUGCUAUCGCGAGAGCGCGCGCCACAGAGCGCAACAACAAAGGCCAUAAUCUUACGCAAGGAGAGAAGAACAAGGGGGAGGUGAAAAUAUUCUCUUGAUAACGGACUGGUGUUAUAAACGACGUAUAGGGGAGCAACAAAUGAUAACAACAACCACAUAAUCGCUAACCAGGAAAAUUGAUGAAGCGCAGCGCACUUAUAACAGAAACUCACACACAACUCUAAACACAAACCAACACAGCACUCUACUAAAUGAAACAAACCUAUAUUUACCCCGUUUUUUCCACUUCGUUUUCAACAAAUAAAACAACUACAAAAUGAGCAUGUGUAUCCACCGCGUGCGCGCCUAUAUUAGAUACAGAAACGGUCACACACGCGUGUAACGAUCGGCGAUCGAGAGAGGGCGCGCAAAAUGAACAUAAUAUCCCGAACGGGGACAAAU